CCCACACCAGGGACCUGUAAGUUUUUUUUGAGCUUUACAUGCGAAUACAUGUUAUACCGCGAUGAACGACCCCGGUAUCUUUGUUGCUGUCAGCAGUACCAGCGCAAAAUUAUGCAGCUUAGACAGAGACGGGAAACCAGCAUAUCAAUGGCAAGAGGCGGGCCAACAGCCUCAGGGCAGUGUCAACUGGCUCAGGAAUGGCAAAGCGUUCCUGACGACACAAGGUGGAAAUGUAGCUGCCCAUGUGGUUGAUAACCUAAAGGAAAAGCCGCCUGUCAUCCUGUCGCUGCCAUCCGGCCCUUUAAUGGGCCGAGUCAGCGGAGAUGGCAAGUGCUUGGUAUUGGUACAAAGCAGCGUACCGGGGAGUAUCAACGUGUAUGAUUUACAAUCUCUCCUGGCUUCAGCAAGCGGUGCUCCAGCCAAGCCAGCGGUUGUGCUCCAGGACCAUGACAAGCCCAUCCUGGCGAUCGCGGCCUCGUUCAGUACCACCCACAUUGCCUCAUCCAACUCCCUCGGCGCCGUGUACCUCCACGAAGCUGGUUCCGGAUCGCGCUCCACGCUGGGAGCACUGCCUGGUGGUCCCAUGCUCAUGACCCCCAAGCGGUGUCUGGGAUUCUCGCAGGUCAACAAGCCGCUCAGGUUGGCAGCUGGCGCGGAUGACGGGCAGGUGCUGGUGUGGCAGAUCUCCCCUAUGGCAUCAGGUCCAAUAGUGAUGCCUAAUAAGCUGCGCGGCCGGGUCAUGGGCGUUGGCUUUGCGGUGUACAAGAAGUCCCUGUUAUCUCUUCAACCGUCAAGUGUGCUGUUGGCGUGUUCUGAGAGCGGACAGCUGAUCAUCACGGACCUGCGCAGCUUCCCGAACGUACAGAGCCAGGCCAGCAUCUCCGUUGAGCUCAGCGUGGCGGUGUCCUGCAUGGCGGUGCGGGACGAUGGACAGUUUGUGGCGGUCGGAACCAAGGAUGGCCGGGUGGGCCUUAUCCGAGUGGAGGAUCUCAUCAGCCACGGACAGAACGUGACCAAGCUGGGCUGCAUAAGGGUGUUCGAUCUGGGAACCCAUCUGGACGUGGUGGAUAUAGCCUUCCAGAGGAUUAGGGAAAGCCGGGAAUCUCGGGAACACAACAACCGGGAGAGCCGGGAAAACGCGCAACCCGCGCCUGCAGCGGUUCCAGUCGUACCCUCGGCGUCGGCGUCGGAGCCAGCGCAGCCGCAAUCACAACCAGCUUCGGAACAAGCCGCGCCGGCGGACGCUGUGGACGGCUCGGGAUCAGGCUCGCAACGGCAGGGGACAUCGUCCGAGAGGCAAGACGCGCACGCUCAAGGCACAAGGACGGCACCCGCGUCAACGUCGUCGUCAUCAUCAUCGGGGGCAGCGGCGGCAGCGCCGCCGCCUGGCUCUUUUGGAGCUGGCGCCUUGCAGCGGCAACAAUUGGGCUCAGCAACGGGCAACGCUGCCGCCGGCAGCGGUGCCGCCACGGCAACGCGGCCUGCAGCAGCUGCACCGGGGCCUCCGCCUGCGCAGCCAGCGGGGCUGCACCGGCGGCCGUCCGAUGUCGGCGGUGGCGGCGGUACGAGCACCAGUACGACACCCUCGGGGCUGCCGCCAGGGGGAACGGAGGAGGCGCCGGCGGGUGCGGAGGGCCAGAUGCAGCCAUCGCCGGCGGCUCGGGUGCUCGCGGCGGGUGGUGCUGCUGUCAGCUCCAGCUCCCCCGUUUCAUCUCCAAGGCCGCGCAGUCCCCGCCCCACCAUGUCUGGCGGCGGCCACCCGCCUGCCAGGCCCUACGGCGCCAGUAGCGGCGGCGACCAGCUGUCAGCGACCAACCUGAGAGCGUACCUGGACGACUUCCGCCAGGAGGUCCGGGACCUGGUGCGCGGCCUUCAGGCGGACAUGGUCAGGCAGGCCGUCUCGGCUGAGAUGGCGCACCGUAACGACAUUGCCGUACUUCAGCAAGAGAACCGGGCGCUGUGGGAGGAGGUGCUAGCCGAGCGGGGUGCAGAUGGUAGCGGAAAAGCGUUGACGGUCGAGAGAAUGGCCUACCAGUACCUCGCCUCCCAACCAGUUCAGACACUAAAGCCUAGGCAGCUCCAGGAGUUUUUCGAGAUGCUGCAGGUGCAACUGCCUGUGGGGGAGUCUUAG
This is a messenger RNA of Volvox carteri f. nagariensis, 2131 nucleotides long. RefSeq lists its product as uncharacterized. NCBI's taxonomy places the organism in Eukaryota, Viridiplantae, Chlorophyta, Chlorophyceae, Chlamydomonadales, Volvocaceae. The record is from RefSeq and is a predicted model, not a curated record. The transcript has 17 exons. Bases 62 to 2131 code for a protein of 689 amino acids. Gene Ontology annotation, molecular function: protein binding.